GCUCGCGCGCCGCCAUAUUCCUGACGGUUAUUUUGAUUCGGAUGUGAAACGGAGGAAAAAAGCGAAUAUUCCGAGGAGCCUGAACACAACAAACUGCUGUUAUUCAGACAGAAACGGCUAGAAAGUACCGAGUGUGUGAAAUACCAGCGGGGGACGACGGACUCGGUGCCCCCCAGCUCACUGAACAAAAGUUACUCCGUCCUCAGCGCACUUAGGCCCGGCUCCGAGUUCCUCCUCUCGUCCGGCCCAGCGGAGCCUCGGCGACGGGCGGCGCGGGUGUGAAAGGCGGCGCGGGUGUGGAAGGCGGCCCGGGGAGCAGCGUUUAAAGAUUUACUCCCAUUUGUGAGCGAGAUCAGGAGCGUGCACACAGCGGAAUCCAAACAUGUCUUGGCUGAUAGACUGCAUUUAGGACGAUGCUGGGAUAGAGCGAGUGUGUGUGUGCAUGAGUGUGUGCGCUGCGGUUCACUCCGUUCCAUCCUGGCAGUCCCCGAAUGGCACAGGGAAACCAGCGGAUUGACAGUCUAGUUGUGCAGCAGUUGCGCCAGAAGUUUCCAGAAGUGCCUGAGGGUGUCGUCUCUCAGUGUGUCAAACAGAAUAAGAACAACUUGGUGGCGUGUUGCGAGUACCUGAACCAAGUGAGUCCAAAGUUCCUGUACACCGAGGGCAGUCCGAGCGUGACCGACCUGCACAAUCACAUGACCCAGCUCAACGUGGGCGUGUCGCAGAAUACCCAUGGUGCCGUACAGCGCGACUCAGUGAAGAUGAACGGUAGCAGGACUCUCUCACACAGCCUGAGCGACGGGCCCGUCAACGGCCCUCCAACCCCGGCCUCAGACUUUUACCAAGCCGAACCUCAGUCGCACACUCACACACAUGUGCCCACUGCCUCGCUGAACGCUUUUUGUGUAAUGGAGCAGGCACGAAAGCCCCAGCCGCCGCAGCACCUGGGCCUCUACCAGCUUGGGGUCAAAGGUCACGGCUCAGUCGGACCCCCACCGUCGACUCCCCGUUUUAACCCGAUCACGGUGACUCUGGCGCCCAACACGGGCCGAAACACUCCCACAUCGCUGCACAUACACGGCGGUCCUCAGGCGGGCCCGAACAGCCCCAACUCCAUCUACAUUCGCCCCUAUGUUGCGCAGAUCUCUCAUCAAGGCGGUCAGCAUCACCAGACCUCACAUGUUUACAUGCCCAUCAGCUCACCCACCACAGCACAGCCACCUUCUGCCUUUGGAGCGCCAUCCGCUGCAGUCUCUCAGGCCCCCUCCUCUUCCUCCUCAUCGUCAUCCUCAUCUGUAUCUUCAUCCUUAUCAGCAAUGGCACCAGCCCCACCCUCCUUCAGCCAGUUCAACAUCCAGAACAUCUCCACAGGGUCAAAGAAGAACCAGAUUGAGAUCAAGCUUGAAUCCCCACAGCGAGUGGGAGGACCUGCUGCGGUCGGCCCCACAGCCACCCUGAUGGCCCCACGACCUGCGAGUGCUUCUGGAUCUUUAUCCUGCCCGUCAACCUCUUCCUCAUCCUCCGCUCCGCUCUCCAUCGAAGGGGCGGGACUUAGUCGAAGCCAGCCCACGGUCUACAUCGCCGCCUCGCCACCUUCCACUGCAUCUACCUUAACACCAUCGGAUGAAAGCGGGCUUAUCGCGCCAUCCGGCCGCACACAGCCCAAAUUCUACAUCUCCGCCAAUGCGUCAUCGGAUGAGAGUGGUCCUCGGAACCCGCCCACUCUUUACAUAUCGGCCAAUCCCUCUCAUCCUGCUGUGGCAGCAGGCCGGAGCCUAGGUGGACAAGUCAGCAUGGGUCCUGCGUACAUUCAUCACCACCCACCCAAAUGCCGCGCCUCAGUGGGGGCGGGAGGUGUAGCCACAUCGCCUCGGGUUGUGGUAACGCAGCCCAACACCAAGUAUACCUUUAAAAUUACAGUUUCGCCCAACAAGCCGCCCGCUGUUUCUCCGGGCGUGGUGUCGCCCACCUUCGAGCCCACCAACAUGCUGAGUGUUCCCGGUGAUCAGCACUACGCAGAGCCUGAGGUCCUCAGCCUGCCCGAGCCACCCUCACCUCACCCAAGAGCCACCGAAAGUCGCCGGCCCAGUAUGGGUUCUGAUGAUGCUGCCUAUACACAAGCUUUGCUGGUGCAUCAGAAGGCACGCAUGGAACGUUUGUGUCACGAGCUAAAGCUGAAAAAGAAGAACCUGGAGAAGCUGAAAGAGGAGGUUAACGAGAUGGAGAAUGACCUCACGAGGAGACGACUGCAGAGGUCCAACUCGGUCUCUCAGAUACCAUCUCUUGAGGAGAUGAAGCAGCUGAGGUGUAAGAACAGGUUACUGCAGAUAGAUAUCGACUGUUUAACUAAAGAGAUCGACCUCCUGCAGGCACGUGGACCACACUUCAAUCCCAGUGCAAUCCAUAAUUUCUACGACAACCUCGGCUUCCUUGGCCCCGUCCCUCCCAAACCUAAAGGUACACCAGCAGCAGGGUCGGAUCACUGGGGAUCUUUGGACAGGAGAGGGCGCAGAAUAAACGUCAGCUCCAAACUGAAAAGAGACCCCUCUCUUCCUCCUGUUCCUCCUCCACCUCCUCCUCCUCUCUCUCCCUCAGAUUCGAGCAUUAAGAUCAUAGCGCCGGAGGAUGAUGAUGGUGUUCAGUGGGGUUGUACUGCCUGCACCUUUCUCAACCAUCCUGCCCUUAUCCGCUGUGAACAGUGUGAAUUCCCACGACACGUCUGAGCCUCACAUACCCCCCGACACACAAACACACACACCCACACACCCACACACACAAGCUAGGCUAUUGUCUUGAUUACAGAGCUAUGGAUGCUAACACUGUGUGUGUGUGUGUGUGCACGUGUGUCAGCCUUGUUUCUUUCCUGCCUUUGGGUGUGUGUGGUGCCUCCCACUAAUGACUGGAUAAUGUUUACAGGUUUUUGUCCAUUUCAUUGUAUGUCCCGAGUGUGAGUGUUUAAUCUAAGCUUUCA
Messenger RNA from Trichomycterus rosablanca, 2971 nucleotides. It is a transcript of the gene tab2, whose product is annotated as TGF-beta activated kinase 1 (MAP3K7) binding protein 2. The record is from RefSeq and is a predicted model, not a curated record. Gene Ontology annotation, molecular function: ubiquitin binding; K63-linked polyubiquitin modification-dependent protein binding. The coding region runs from base 492 to 2723 and encodes 743 amino acids. Gene Ontology annotation, biological process: positive regulation of canonical NF-kappaB signal transduction; positive regulation of protein kinase activity. Lineage: Eukaryota; Metazoa; Chordata; Actinopteri; Siluriformes; Trichomycteridae. The transcript is spliced from 9 exons.